AUGCACAUGCACGCUUUGUGGUUUAGGGUCUUGCAUAUAUAUAUGCAAACGCAGGUAACGUAUUUCAAAUGUGGUGGAGUGUCACUUUCAGUCGGAGUGGACCACCGAAUUGUAGAUGGACCAUCUAGUCUACACUUUGUAAAUACAUGGUCUGCUGUCGCUCGUGAUGAUCUUGAUCUCUCAAAUAUUAAACCACCCUUAAUGAACAGGAUGUUACUUCGUGCCCGAGAUCCACCUCAGCCAGCAUUUCCUCACGUUGAAUAUCAACCUUUUCCACAGAUGAAAUUAGCUUAUGAUCAUCUGAAAAGCACAAGUAAAAUUACUACGUCCAUUUUUAGAUUUACGCGGGAGCAGCUCAACAUCUUGAAAGCCAACUCUGUGGAAGAUGACGGUGGGAAUAUUAAUACAAUCAAGUAUAGCACAUUUGAGGUGUUGGCAGGUCAUCUUUGGAGAUGUGCUUGCAAGGCACGUAAACUGCCAGAUGAUCAAGACACCAAACUUCUCAUUCCCAUUGAUGGACGGUCGAGAUUUCAACCCCCACUCCCACCAGGUUUCUUUGGCAAUGUCAUUUUUAGAGUCGCACAAAUUGCUGCAGCUGGGGAUCUCCAGUCCAAACCAACAUCGUAUGCUGCAAGCUGUGUUCAUAAUGCUUUGGUCCAGAUUGAUGAUGAUUAUCUCAGAUCAGCCGUUGACUAUCUUGAGCUUCAUCGUCCUUGUGCUUCCCCACUUGUUAUGGGGCCUCCGUCUAUGAGGUGCCCGAAUCUCCGGAUAAACAGUUGGGUUAGGCUGCCGAUUCACGACGCUGAUUUUGGUUGGGGUCGGCCCACUUUCAUGGGACCUUGCACACAAUUUGACGGGAUGGCUUUGUUGUUACCAAGCGCAACUAAUGAUGGGAGCUUAUCACUGAUGAUUUCUCUGCAUUCUGACCACUUGAAAUCAUUUUCCAAGUUGUUGUAUGAUAUAUGAGGAAAUGCGAGGGUCGAAGAAAUUUGGUUCUGUCCGGUUUGAAUUGCUGUUAUUCCCUUCAUCUUUAUUGGUGUUCAAAUUUGAAUUUGUGUAUUGGUUCGUGCACGUUGCUUGAUUGAGUGUUGAAACUUUAUUUCGAAAGUGUGGUGGACUUGUUGUCCACAAUGCUGGUUGUGUUGUAUUGUGAUUCUUAAUAGAGGAUUCUCUUUCUCAUGAAAUAAAAAGAAUA
Prunus avium (sweet cherry) is the source of this 1195-nucleotide messenger RNA. The record is from RefSeq and is a predicted model, not a curated record. NCBI's taxonomy places the organism in Eukaryota, Viridiplantae, Streptophyta, Magnoliopsida, Rosales, Rosaceae.